Molecule: messenger RNA, 1050 nt
Organism: Adineta ricciae
Lineage: Eukaryota; Metazoa; Rotifera; Eurotatoria; Adinetida; Adinetidae
Source: the annotation of a GenBank genome assembly
AUGGUCAUACCUGCUGGUACUCGAGCAUGGCUGCUGGUAAUCCCAUUGAUUCCAUCAAUCAUAGUGACUAUAUUCAAUCUUUAUCAUCUAUUGAAAGAUCAAGCACUGCGCACGGGUGUCAAUAAUCAUUUUAUUAUCUGUCUAUUACUUUGCAUACUUAUCGAAGAAUUGACCGACGUCGUCUGGAAUAUUUAUUUCAAUUUUACACAAAUGACAAUGAUAGCCACACCUAUGUUUUGUACCAUUUGGAUAUUCACUAGUUCAGUGCUCAUUGUCUCAAUUUAUCUGUUGAUGAUGUGGGGAGCAGUGGAACGAUAUAUUUUCAUAUUUCAUUCAGCUCAGUUUGCAACAAAAAUGAAACGUUUUUACUUUCAUUAUUUGCCUUUGAUCUUAUGUUUUCUCUGGCCUCUUCUUUACUACACAGUUCUAUUCCUUAUCGCAUCUUGUACCGUUCAAUUCGAUUAUCGUAUCAGACUCUGUAAUCGUUAUUCGUGUAUAACUCGUCUUCAUUGGGUAUCGUUAUGGGAUAGUUUCAUUCAUUUUCUAUUGCCGCCAUUCGUUGUUGUUAAUUUCAGUAUAAUACUUCUCAUUCGUGUGUUCUACCAGCGAUAUCGUAUUCGUCAACAAAUAGAUUGGAGAAACUACAAAAAAUUAGUAGGACAAUUAUUACCAAUCUCGUUUGUUUAUGUUGUAAUAGGCCUUCCACCAAUGAGUCUAUACGCUGCUUAUGCCAUUGGCCUAUCACGAAGUAUAGCAAUAGGCUAUUAUAGCGAUAGUAUGUUUUUCGCUUAUUGGAUUGUAUUGUUUACUCCGUUUGCAACGGUUGUGUCACUACCAGAUUUGCAGACCAAAUGCAAAAAUGCGAUUCUGUUCUGGCGAAGACGACGUAUUGUGUUUCCUGAAAUAAUGACAAUUACUCGGUUACGACAUCAACGUCGGACUGCAUUACCAGCAGUGUGCUAUAAGAUAACUUACAUCUCGUUUUCGCCUUUUCAAAUCAGUUUUGUAAAACUAAUAUCUAUUGACUCUUUUCUUAUGUAUUAUAUAUAA